Molecule: messenger RNA, 1603 nt
Organism: Oryza brachyantha (malo sina)
Lineage: Eukaryota; Viridiplantae; Streptophyta; Magnoliopsida; Poales; Poaceae
Product: PHD finger protein ALFIN-LIKE 1-like
Exons: 6
Coding region: 1-729 (242 amino acids)
Biological process (GO): regulation of DNA-templated transcription
Cellular component (GO): nucleus
Molecular function (GO): histone binding; transcription cis-regulatory region binding; transcription coregulator activity
Source: RefSeq, a predicted model, not a curated record
AUGCCAUGGGCUAGUUCUACUUCUUCCCCAAGGCCCGAGUGGAGUACACCGCACGCUUCAUUUUCGCAUUUGCGCCAACGGCCACUGCAACCGUCAUCGUCGCCACCGCCUCGCCGGACGGCCGGAGGGGAGGAGUUAGGCCUCGUCGCGCCCGCCGCCGCCGCCGUCACCAUGGACCCUGCUUCCGGCCGAAACCCCCGCUUCGAGGCAGUGCGCUCCAUCGACGACAUCUUCAAGGACUUCAUCGGCCGCCGCACCGGCAUCGUCCGCGCCUUCACCGAAGACCUGGAGGCCUUCACCGCGCAGUGCAAGCCAGAUCUGGACGGCUUGUGCCUGUAUGGAUACGCGAACGGGACGUGGGAGGUGGCGCCACCGGCGCAGCAUGUGCCCACGGAGCUGCCGGAGCCGACGGUGGGCAUCAACAUCCCGCGCGACACGAUGUACAAGAGGGACUGGGUCGCCCUCCUCACCGUCUUCUCCGAUUCGUGGCUCCUCGCCGUCGCCUUCUUCCACGGCGCCCGACUAAAUCUAGAUCGCGAGGGCAGGGUGCGUUUGUUUGACCUGAUCAAUAGUGUGCCAACUGUAUACGAAUCUGUCUUUGGUGUGAAAAAGUCUCGUGAGCAAAGACACCCUUUCCAGAGGAAGAAAAAUAGUGCUGAUGGCGAUGAUGACGGUGCAAUUUUCCUCAGAAAAAGAGAUGACGGUGAAAUUUAUCUCAGGAAAAGAUAAGAAGAAACUUGAAAUUGUCCUAAAGAAAAGAGAUGACGGUGAACCCCUAUGUGCAUAGAACCUGUUGUGGCAUACAUAGUAGAAAAGACAUGUCUCCUGCGAAGGCAGAGAGCAUAUGUAGAAUAAUGAUGAUACAGCUGUCCAAGAUGCAUUUCAAAGAGAUCUAGGCAACAGCUAUAGCAAUGUGAGCGGCAGUAGCGACGGACGACGGAUGAUGGUGGCGUAUUUUAGAGUUGACACUUGACAGAGGCUUUGUUUUGCAGGGUUCUUGGUACUCAUUAUUCCUCAUGUUUAGUUUACAUUACAUGAUGAUGCUAAUCAGAUAAUGUGAGGAAAGGCAGACAAAAUAUGACCUAUAUAUAAUUGGAUGCCCAGAAGGGGGCUAAUUGUUAAGUUGGUGGGAGUUGCAAAGGUGAGUGCGUUUGCCCUUCAAAUUUCUUCGUGAUUCGGAGUCAAUCCAAGGGCCAAAGCAGACUAUUUCUAUUUUCCAUAAUUUCUUGCGUAUUGAGUACUUAAAAUGACUUCGAUAACUGACUGUAUUUCAAAAUCGAAGGACGCUGACCAGGUACAUCUCUGUUAACCGGUCACUUGGUACAUGUGGUAGACUGAAGAGAGAGCAUCAUCAAUGCGUUAUACAAGUUGAUUUCCAGACUACUAUGAUAACCAAUUCUGCGUAUUCAGGGAAAAAAAAUGACAGUUACACUAUUGUAGCAAGCGAAGAAGAGGAAUGUACUAUUUAACACAUCUAUUUUUUUAGUUCAAAAUUAAACGGUGAAUAUUGCAGAAUUGAUAUAGUCUUUGCCUUGUAAGAACAAUCAGAAGCAAUGCCCCUUCUCUUUGUCGUACAAGUUGGAUUAAAUCCUGAUAUCACCAA